CGCGAUCAUAGAUUGUCGAUGGAAUUGAUUGUCGUCGGCCGUCGUCGUCGACGAGUUGAAUGUCGACCGCGAGCCAACAUAUCGUCGUAGACCACAAACUUUAGAUCUUACUAAAAAGAAUACGGUAUUAAUUUUGUUAGUUAUUCGUCGGGAAGAUAACGUGACAUUCGUGUGGCUGUGUUGUCAUGAGGCAGUGAACUCGAGUGCGUGCGAACUUGAUCAGUUAAAAUGUUCAGGAGUAAAAUACGGAUACAUACAUGCCGGAUAAUAUUGCUCACUUCACUAGUAUGGCUGCUGGUAGACGUAGCGCUCCUCGCCAUGUACUCCGACUGCUUCGGUGAUGGUUGGGACUGCAGCAAAAAGGCGGGCAGUGACAAUGUUAUUCAGGUAAAAGAAGAGUUUAGAGGCAAGAAGGCAGCUAUAGCAGCAGCAUUACAAGGAAACCAGAUUGAUGAUGAUGAUACCAACUUGGAAAUGAAUGAAGUGGAACAGGACAUAGGAGAAGAUGGCAUCAUAUUGUCUCCCUACCCAAGGUCUAGGCUAAAGAGAUGGGAAAAAGCACCAUUUGUGAAACCAGCAGGAGAAUUACCUGGAGAAAUGGGUAAGGCGGUGAAUAUUCCGAUAGAACAAGAGAAGCUGAUGAUGGACAAAUUUCAAGAGAACCAGUUCAACUUACUAGCCAGUGACAUGAUCUCUAUCAACAGGUCUUUGACUGACGUCAGAUUCGAAAAAUGCAGAGACAAACCCUACCCACAAUUACUGCCCACGACGAGCGUGGUGAUAGUAUUCCACAACGAAGCCUGGACAACGCUCAUUCGUACUAUAUGGAGCACGAUCAACCGGUCGCCGCGGCCAUUACUCAAGGAGAUUAUCCUCGUCGAUGACGCCAGCGAAAAGGAGCACCUCGGCAAGAAGCUAGAAGACUACAUAAAGACGCUCCCGGUUCCGACGCAUUUGUUCCGCACGGAGAACAGGUCUGGUCUCAUCCGCGCGCGUCUUCUCGGCGCUAAGCACGUGAAGGGUGACGUCAUCACGUUCCUCGAUGCGCAUUGCGAAUGUACAGAGGGAUGGUUGGAGCCGUUGCUGGCGCGGAUCGUUGAAGACCGGACGACUGUGGUCUGCCCCAUCAUAGACGUCAUUUCCGACACCACCUUCGAGUACAUACAGGCGUCGGAUAUGACGUGGGGUGGCUUCAAUUGGAAACUCAACUUUAGGUGGUAUCGAGUUCCGGAGCGCGAGAUGGCUCGUCGCGGCGGAGAUCGCACGGCCCCGCUACGUACACCCACAAUGGCGGGCGGUCUGUUCGCCAUCGACAAGGAGUACUUCUACCAGAUCGGCUCCUACGACCAAGGCAUGGACAUCUGGGGAGGCGAGAACCUCGAGAUGAGCUUCAGGGUAUGGCAGUGCGGCGGGCGGCUGGAGAUCGUGCCGUGUUCGCACGUCGGUCACGUGUUCCGCGACAAGUCGCCGUAUUCCUUCCCCGGCGGGGUUCAGAACGUCGUGCUACACAACGCGGCACGCGUCGCCGAAGUCUGGAUGGACGAAUGGGGAGAAUUCUAUUACGCCAUGAACCCAGGAGCGCUGAACGUGCCGGUGGGAGACGUGAGCGAGCGUCGGGCGCUGCGCGAGCGACUCAAGUGCAAGAGCUUCAGGUGGUACCUCGAGAACAUCUACCCGGAGAGUCAGAUGCCGCUAGAUUAUUACUAUCUUGGAGAGAUUCGAAAUAGUGAGACUUCCAACUGUUUGGAUACGCUCGGCGGCAAGGCGGGACAACCUCUCGGCAUGGGGUACUGCCACGGAAUGGGCGGGAACCAGGUAUUUGCGUACACGAAGCGCAAGCAGAUUAUGUCUGACGACAACUGUCUGGACGCGGCGAACCCGCGCGGUCCUAUCAAGCUUAUUCGCUGUCACGGCAUGCGGGGCAACCAGGAGUGGACUUAUGACGCUAAGACGCGAACAAUAAAGCACACGAACACAGGCAUGUGCCUGGACAAGCCGGAGGCGGGCGACGUGUGGAAGCCGGUGCUGCGGCCCUGCAGCCGCUCGCGCGGACAGCAGUGGCUCAUGCAGGUCGACUUCAAGUGGCAAGCCAGGCGGGCGGCGCGGGACCUGCCCAGCUAGUGUCCGCACCAUGCAGGAAUGACAACGAUUGACCAUACCAGUCUUCCCCUCUCGUUAGAUAUCAGAUUUUAUUCCUUAUUCCUAUAUCUGAAAUUGAAUAUCUAUUAGAAUUAACGUACCCACAGUGGUCCUGAGAACUGUUGACAAUACAAGAUGAUCGCUGUUAUAUGUUGUAUUCCCUGUAAACGUUGCUCAAUUUAGUAUUGCGUCGGAUGUGUUAGAGUGUGCUUUAUUUGAAAUUGUUUCUUGUUUGAAUAGGCGUAUGUAAUUGCGAGAUAUUUAUUAAAAAUAUAUUAUAUAGUUAUGAAUCACUAUAUUUUGUUGCUUGUCGAAAGCUAGAGUAUUCUAUAGUGAUGCGUUGUAUCGCCUUAUCGCGACUGGUGGUCGAGGCCACGAACGAGCCAUUAGUAAACUUUACUUAUUUAAAUUUAACUAAAAUUACUGUUAAAUAAUGCGAACGCGCAGUAACUCUGUCUGGUGUCCGCAGAAUACUCCAUUCCAUGACCAGUUAAUUCUAGGUAAUUUUAUUCGAGUAGUUAAUGUUUGUCUCUAUGUAUACAAUUUGCUCUUGAUCGUUGAACAUUUUAUUAUAAUUUUUCAAGUGUUUCCAGAUUCAUUCUGUCACUUCUCAAGUCUGAUAGCAUUUACAAUUGUUCUAACAUAUACUCUAUUUUCUAAAUGUGUACAUUAACUUCUAAUAAGUACAUUUCCUAUAACAAUUAGAUCACAACACGUUACUGUCUCGUUGUCUUCUAGUAUUCGUUUAGAAUGUUUUAUGCUCGCGGUGCUAUUACGCCACUACGAUAGGUUACCUUCGCUUGUCGUCAUGUAUCGGUUAGUAAAGCUAGAGGCACUACAGUGCCACCCCAUCAAGGUACUUCCUUCCAGUUGCAACCAAUCUUCCGAUAUAUUAAGUUUUAAAUAGUUUCUUUUAACAUAGUAUCUAUGUGUAACAAACUGUUAGGUUCACUGCGGCCAUUGACUGCUGAGAUUUCCAUACAUAUUAAUGUCCAUUAGAUUGAGUCGACGUGUGUUGUGUUUCGAGAGUUAUCAGAUUGUUGCGAGCACCGCACACUGGUGUGUUAUGCAUACUAUUUCAAGUGUGAGAUUAUUAUAUGUGUAGCUAAGGGUACUGUUUCACUCGCUACUUGUUACAUCUACAAAUUCAUCCAUUUUAUAACAUUGUAGGUGCAACAAGAGCUCUAUAUUUUUGAAAGCGACUGUUGCCUUAAUUAUUUUUAUGAUGUUUCAAAUCAUGGCGUUAUUGAUAGAUGAUAAUAAAGUAAUGAUAAUAUUUUAGUGUAUGUAUGUCAUAUUAAAAAGGCUUGACGGAAUUGCCUUUAUUAUGAUUUUCUCAUAUUAGUAUUUAACGUUAUAGCUUAGUGGAUGUUUUAGCAGAUUUCAUUCCCGUAUUGUUUAUGAUUAUAUAGUUUAUUGUAAUAUAUCUGGCCCUAACAACGAAACAUAUUAAUUAGGCGACAAUAUUUAUAUUCAUUUAGUCAUAAAUAAGUGACAUUAAUUUAUUUCGGUUUGUAAAAUUUGAAUGAUUAGGUUGAACACAAAGGGCCGAGACUAUUCCUCUCGACGCCGAAUUAUUUAUGUACAUGAAUUUGGAUGUAUUUAAAUUGGUUAGUGAAUUGAGUUAUAUCGCUUUGUACUACUUAUUUAUUUCAUUAAUUAAUAAACGUAAGAUCAUAUCACUAUGUAAAAUAAAAUAAAUGUAAAUUUAUGAUAGUAGUAGAAAAUUUGCAAGUUUAUUUAUUUACCUAAAUUGUAUACAGUACAUCACAGUCUAUAGUUGUAUAAAUAUACAGUAAAAUUAACGAUAAAUAUAGAUUUCGAGGAUUUCUGUUUCACCCGACACUGUUUUGUAUAUUGUUUAACGUUUUUAACUUGAGGGUCACGCCGGGUCAGGCGCCGCGUAGUCAUGCCCACGAUAUUGUAAUUAUAUUUGUACAUAAGUUGUUACGUCAAGAUUCGUCCUUAUAAUACACCACAAUGACGAUGUGUUCAUCGCGCAAGCAUUUAUUUGUCUAAGGUUUGAAUCUCAAGAUAUAUUGAUGGAUUAAUAACCAUAAGUGCCAAAUUAAUCAUCAAUGACUGUGUUUUAACAUACAUUCACCAUUCCAAUAAACAAAACAAAUCUAUAUUGUGACUAUGACAAUUGAAAUAAAUUAUUUGGACUGAA
Molecule: messenger RNA, 4309 nt
Organism: Helicoverpa zea (corn earworm)
Lineage: Eukaryota; Metazoa; Arthropoda; Insecta; Lepidoptera; Noctuidae
Gene: Pgant5
Product: polypeptide N-acetylgalactosaminyltransferase 5
Exons: 14
Coding region: 229-2121 (630 amino acids)
Cellular component (GO): Golgi apparatus
Source: RefSeq, a predicted model, not a curated record